AUGAGCGCGGAUGUGAGCGCGUCAACUCCGGAGGCAGAGCAGCAGCAGCAGCCGCCGCCUCCAACGUUCUUUGAGUCAAAAACGUUUCGUUUAAUCUCCAUUGCAAUCUAUUUGAGCGGCAUCAGUGGUCUGGGCAUGAUGCUGGCCCUCUACUAUCUCAGCUUCUUUGAUUCGCGCAUGCCGGAAAUUCAUUUCAAGUUUCCCGUCUCCAUUGGCGGACAGCCCGUGCAGAAAGUGCACGAGUACCAGUAAAGCACCCACAGAAAAACGUAAAGAAAAGAAAAAAAAAACACACAGACGGACGGACGCACAGACGGACCGACAGACACUUGCAUUGUCUAAUUGGAUUUAGGAAUGCGCAUUGAACACACUGCGGGCAGUAAAAAUUGGCAUAGCUGCCAAAUAAAUUA
Drosophila busckii is the source of this 410-nucleotide messenger RNA. RefSeq lists its product as uncharacterized. NCBI's taxonomy places the organism in Eukaryota, Metazoa, Arthropoda, Insecta, Diptera, Drosophilidae. The transcript has a single exon. Bases 1 to 252 code for a protein of 83 amino acids. The record is from RefSeq and is a predicted model, not a curated record.